Molecule: messenger RNA, 3545 nt
Organism: Dendronephthya gigantea
Lineage: Eukaryota; Metazoa; Cnidaria; Anthozoa; Malacalcyonacea; Nephtheidae
Product: integrator complex subunit 6-A-like
Exons: 19
Coding region: 121-3114 (997 amino acids)
Biological process (GO): snRNA 3'-end processing
Cellular component (GO): integrator complex
Source: RefSeq, a predicted model, not a curated record
CAGCUAUCGCGAAGGGCGGCGAUAAUGAGGAAGAAGCGAAGAAGCAGAAGUUCUAGCGAACUAGACAAUGUUAAAUAGCAAAUAAGGUCUAAAAUGAAAGAUAAGUCCCCGUACUAAAAUAUGGGUAUAAUACUUUUUCUCAUAGACACUUCGGCGUCUAUGUCUCAACGGACAUUCUUGGGUACUACACUCAUCGACAUCGGGAAAGGUGCCGUAGAAACGUUUAUCAAGUUGAGGCAAAGGGACCAAGGGAGCCGAACAGAUCGAUAUAUGUUGAUGACGUCGGACGAAGUGGGCGCCAUUAAGGCUGGUUGGAAGGAAAAUCUUGCAACAUUUAUGAAUGAAUUGAAGAAUCUACAAGCUACAGGACUGACAAAUCUUGGCAGUGCUUUAAAGCAGGCAUUUGAUCUGCUCAAUUUAUACCGACUGCAAUCUGGGAUUGACAAUUAUGGCAUGGGUCGCAAUCCUUUUUACCUGGAUCCCGCAAUGGUCAUCUGUAUAACUGACGGUGGAAAACUUGCCUCAUCAGAGGGAGUCAAUCCAACGUUUGUAUUACCAAUGGUACCUAGUACUCCUGGUAAUGAACUAACUAAAGAACCAUUCCGUUGGGACCAACGCCUUUUCUCUUUGUUGCUGAAAUUUCCUGGUAGUCCUCAUGGCUUUGAUAAACAGGCUGGCGUUAUUGCAGAUGUUGCCAACGAAUAUUUGAUAACCCCAAUGUGUGAGGUCACUGGAGGACGAUCCUACAUAAUCACCACGCCAAAAUCCCUAUCAAAUAUCUUAGACUCGCUUGUUCAAAAAUUCCAAAUGGGAGUUGUGAUAAAUUUUGAAAAAAUUGGUGGUCCUGAUAAACCAACCGAAGGUACAACCAAUGCUGCAGCAGUAUCUGCAAACCAGACAGCAGAAACAGAGAACGAAGAGAAACCAAAUAUUUUGAACAAUGCUAUUAAGCAGUCGACAGCUGAUCUGCCUGGGAAUGGUAACCAUCCUGGUAAUGAUGAUACUGGGCAAUCACGUGAUGAUCAGUUAGCAGCACGUAAUACAGCCUCUCCAAUACCACCAGCUGUUCAGAAUAACAUGUGGUACAGCUGCAGAAGAUUGAUCUAUAUAAAAACGAAUCCUAAAGUCAAUUCGCCUGUAGGUCAUUGGCCUAUUCCGGAGUCUUUUUGGCCGGAUCACUCUACGACAACUUUAGAACCACGAGAUGCUGAUCCUACAGUGCUUUUCUCCUGUGUACAUUCUGAACCGAUGGUAAUGGAUUUAUUACCUUUUGAUAAAUACGAACUUGAAAGAUCGCCACUGACUCAGCAUAUCCUGGAAAAUGUUAAACCAACGCAUUGUUGGCAGACAUACGUGUCAGGUAGCGGGAAGAACAGCGAAUUGGGAUAUCCAUUUGGAUAUUUGAAAGCCAGUGUUAAUUUCCAAACAGUCAAUUUAUUCGUUAUGCCAUACAAUUAUCCUAUUCUCAUCCCACUGCUAGAUGAGCUAUUUAAAGUUCUCAAACUAAAUCCUACGCCCAAAUGGAGGCAACUUUUCGACAAGUAUCUGAGUGAUCUUCCAAGUUAUUACAUUGUGCCUUUGCGCACUGCAUUACGUCGCAUGGGCGCGAAUGCAAACAUGCUGAUACCUGACCAUAAUGAUAGUUCAUUGAAUAGCAGCGUUCAAAGUUACCUCAAGAAGCUGAAACAGCAGGCUAAAGUUGAAGCGGAUAAGGUCUUGGCGUUGAUCGGAAAGAAGAGCCCAGUUGACUAUGGAAGGACGAACCAGCAGUUCACUCCUCCUUUGUCACCAACCAGCAUGCAGAAACGAGAUUUCCCUGACGUAUUACACAAUAUUCCAAGCACAGUUCCCAGCGCGAAGUCUGAUGCUACCAGUGUUAAGAACUUACCAGAGGUUAAAGAGCUUCCAAAGAUGCGACAAUACAAGAAUCCGUUCGAUAUUAAGCGAACAGAGCUACUUGAUCAGUUGGCCCGAAUGAGAAUAAAUUUCUUUCACACUGCACCCACUGCAACAAUGUUACAAGAUCAAGACUCAAGGCACAGUAUAGCCAUCAGUCAAAUGGGGAACUACCAAGACUACUUGAAACAGACAAACCCAUUAAGAGAGUUGGAUCCGGGAAUGAAUAGGGCUCACAUGUUUGGUAAUCCAUUCAAGUUGGCCAAGGAUCAGCCAAUGAUGGUGGACGAAGCAGAUGUAGUUAACGAAGCUGUGGCAGGCGGACCGUCACGUAAGCGUCGCGACAGCCGCUCACCGCCCUCGUCGCCACGUGAGAAGAGGCGGAGGACGGACCUGAACCCUAAUCUUGCCAAACGUGCGAAUCCUCUUACCCCUCCCACACCGCCGCAGGAAAAUGUCAUUCAUCCAACUCCUCCGGCAUCACAGCCCGUCGCACAUCUCGCGCAACCACCCGGAAUAGUUGGUGAUAAGCUUCCGAUCCACAAUGUCAAUCAGUUGAACCACAAUGUAAGAGUACCUGUUCCUAACAAGAAGCGAAAACUUUCGGAAGGUGAAGGAAUGAAUGAACAACGUAAACCAGUUAAACAGAGUGUUAAUCCUCAACUACGUAAAUUACAACAACUUCAUCAUAAUAAACAGCACAGUCACGCAAACAGCGCGUUCACUACACCGGGGGCUGCUGGAAAGGAUAAACUGGAAUCCUCAAAAGAUAUUUCGUCGAUAUUGAGAAACGCCUGCAUGGUCCCUAAUACUUCAAAUGUCAAACUCUCUUCUGCUAAAGUCGAUGGCAAAAAAACUAACCAUAGUUUGCAUAAUGAUACUACUCCAAACAAAAACGAUAAGAUGGGAUCGCGAAAAAAAGAAGUUUUGAAAAGUAAAGCAUUGAAGAAGAUGUACGAAGAAAAUACAAAGCUUCGGAAUAUAAUAUGUAAACAGAUACGAACAUUAGGACAAGAUGCUGAUCCAAUCAUCAGCCAUCUUGAAAAGGUUCAAGGGAGUGCAAAAAAGAAAGAAGAGUUUGCUCGAUUGAUCAUUGACGAAGCAAGUAGAUUUAAAAAGAACAAACUUGUUGAGCGACUGAAUGAUUGGCUGACCAAAAAUGAACAGACUGUUGGAACAAACAGCCGUAAUCAUGUAAAAAAGACUGUAAAUAGAUAACGGUGGUUGAAAUUUGUUCAUACGUACAUACAUAAAUGAGGGUAUCUUCCUCUAAAGCAUUAACAUCUUUUUACUCACAGACAUGUCACAGACACACAUAUACGGGUGUCUACAUGGGAUAGAAGUUCAUUAUUAUGCAAGUUGCCAAUUUAAACCCUGUUUUUCGGCGACUGUCAAAGUUCGCUAACCUCACCUAAAAUGUUAAAAUGCAAAGGCGAACGUGCGUUGUGAUUCUGUAAAUUAGGCAGUCUAGGGUGGAAGAUGAUUUUCUAUACGCAGAACAAGUGAUUGUAUAUGGUUGCAUCUGCUUAUUCUUCUUCAUACUGCGCUAGGCAGUUGUAUUCCUGUUCCUAAUUUUUAUGGCAUUCAUGCGUCUAGAUCUGACUGAUCUAGAACAAUUGAGUAGCCCUCUUCUACAAACAGUUUAACAC